Messenger RNA from Coffea eugenioides, 2037 nucleotides. RefSeq lists its product as uncharacterized. The record is from RefSeq and is a predicted model, not a curated record. Gene Ontology annotation, molecular function: zinc ion binding; nucleic acid binding. Bases 1 to 2037 code for a protein of 678 amino acids. Lineage: Eukaryota; Viridiplantae; Streptophyta; Magnoliopsida; Gentianales; Rubiaceae. The transcript is spliced from 2 exons.
AUGCCCGAACCAAAUCCUGAGCCCCAAAUCGAUCCCAAUAUUCAGGUAGCCGCUGCUAUCCAGCGGAUGACUGAUCUCCUGGCCCAGGUGGUACAACAUCAGGGCCCCAACCCUAAUCCACCAGUCGGCAACCCUGGGAACCCUGGAAAUCAUAUCGAGAGCGAGGAUCGAGCUCUCGAACGAUUCCAAAAAUUUUCUCCACCUAAGUUUCUUGUAGGACCCGAGCCGGACGUAGCCGAGCAGUGGCUGGAGAAGAUGAUAGACAUUUUUGCCGCCUUACAUUAUUCGGACGAGAGGCAAGUGACUUUUGCGGUUUUCCAACUCGAAGGGGCUGCUCGCUCUUGGUGGAACAUUAUCCGGACAAAGUGGGAGCGAGAACAGAUGCCAAGGACAUGGGCAAACUUCGUCAGGGAAUUCAAUGCCAAGUAUUUUCCGCCAUUGGUUCAGGAGAAAAAGGAAUACGAAUUUAUUCGUCUACGCCAAGGCACGCAAUCGGUGGCCGAAUAUGAGAGCCAAUUCACACGCCUGUCCAAGUUUGCCCCUGAACUUAUUCUGACUGAACAAAGGAGGGCGAGACGCUUCCUUCAAGGACUUAAUGUAGAAAUUCAAAAGGACUUGGCCGUAGCCCAAAUCACCACCUUCAAUGAUGCCGUUGAGAAAGCUUUACGAUCCGAGAACGCCCGGCUUCAAGUGAGGAAUUUUCAAAAUCGAAAGCGUGGAGCUUCUGGGAGUAGCUCAACUCAAGGGGAUAAAGGUACCCCUGCUAAAUUUGGAAGGGGAGCCGGAGGGGGACGAUUCUCGGGUACGGCAAGAGGGGCUCCUUCUCGAGGAAGUCAACCGGGACGAGGCCCGCAAAGGAGCGGCUCCCAGGGGAGUUCCGCCACUGUUUCUCGUGGGCCGUGUAGCUUCUGCGGAAAACCAAACCACACGGAUGACGACUGCUGGAGGAAGCAGAACAAGUGUUUACGAUGCGGAAGUGCAGAGCACCGGCUCGCCAGUUGUCCGGUCCAAUCCCGAGAAGCGAAAGGAACUACGCAUACGUCCAAGGCUACCUCAAAUCAGUCACGGGUAGAAGGAGCCAAACCAAAGGUACCUGCUCGUGUAUACUUCAUAGAACAACGUCUAGUUCCUGACUCGGCCGAGGUAGUGGAAGGUACGAUUCCUGUCUUCCACCGCCUAGCUAGAAUUUUGAUAGACCCUGGAGCCACCCAUUCCUUCGUUAAUCCCGAGUUUAUGUGUGGAAUUGAUAUAAACCCUGUCACUCUUCCCUAUGAGCUGGAAGUUAGUACUCCUACGGGGAACCAAUGCCUGAUUUCUAGUGAAAUGUAUACAAAUUAUGAGAUUUGGGUAGGUGAGAGGAAGUUAUUGGGGAAUCUGAUAAGUUUAGCCAUAAAGGGAUACAAUGUGAUUCUGGGCAUGGAUUGGUUGGCUCGAUAUAAUGCCCAACUAGACUGUAAGAGGAAACUAGUGGAAUUUUGUAUUCCUGGGGAGGCAACUUUGAGGUUAGAUGUGAGGGGUAGUCUAGCCUCAUCUGCUAUGAUUUCAGGUAUUCGAGCUAGGAAACUUUUGAGUAGAGGGGCACAAGGGUUUCUAGCUUUUCUUCUUAACACUCCUACCGAUAAACUGACCAUAGAAGAUGUUCCAGUGGUGCGUGAAUACCCAGAUGUCUUUCCUGACGAAUUAGUGAAUCUACCUCCCGAAAGAGAAAUUGAGUUAGAAAUUAACCUCUUACCUGGGACUUCUCCUAUUUCCAGAACCCCUUACCGAAUGGCACCUGCGGAACUCAAAGAGUUAAAAUUACAAUUGCAAGAUCUGCUAGAGCGGGGUUUUAUUCAUGAAAGUGGAUCACCUUGGGGGGCACCUGUUCUAUUUGUUAAAAAGAAGGACGGGACCUUGAGAAUGUGUGCGGUGGUCUUCUCGAAGUUAGACCUUCGACAGGGAUAUUACCAACUGUUGAUUAGAAAGGAAGAUGUGCCUAAAACUGCCUUCAAUUCUCGGUAUGGGCACAAUGAAUUUGCCGUGAUGCCUUUGGGCUGA